AUGGCCGAGGACUGGGAUCCGUUCGCAGACCCUGCGGAUGAGGAUCACCAAGAGCCCGCACAAGCUGCGGAGUGCCAGGCCUUGGUCGCAUCUGUCCUGGACGACACCUCGGGCAGGUCGCCUGAGAGCUCGACACUUUGCCCGGAGCUCUGCUUCGCUGCUCCCAGAAAGACGUCUCCAGUGCGGGUACCAGGCAUCAAGCACCCCCUUCAGCACAUCGGCGUUAUGUGUGACGUCAUGCGGUCAUCGUACUUCCUUCGUACAUCGUUGCAGGGGGGCCAGCCGGUGAUGUGCAAGCAGGGCCGGAAGCAAAGCCGCGCAACAUUUUGCCAAAAGCCGUGCCUCCUACACGUGGAGCGAGCCAGGCCAAUCUGGCGUAGCAAGGGCCGUCGCAAGGGAGGCGGCAAAGGCCCGCGUCCAGCUUUGUCGGUGCGCCGUUCGAUGGCUCGGGCUCGGGUGCAUCGCAGGCAAGGACGCAGGACCUGCCAAGCGAAGAGUCAGCGGCCCCAGAUCCUACUCGCGCCGCAAGGUUCGAACUGCUUGCCAGGACACGCUGCCUGGCUCUUGGGCUUGGGCUCGGCCAUUCAGGAGCCUACCAAAGAGCUGCCUGAAGGCGCCACAUGCGCCACGCACCAUGUGUGCGUGGCUUCGUGUCCCGUGCACUUCGGAGGUGCCAAGGAGGAGCCGGAGACGAUGCCCACGGCUGCUUGGCUGAUGCUCGUCCUGGAGCCACUGGAGCCUUUGAGCAAAGCUCGCGAAGUUGAAAGUGCAGAAGCCGAGAGCACACGAGCCGAGAGCCCUCGGGACACCGACAGCCCCGCCGCGAAGACCGUCGAUCAGGAGGCAUCCUACAUGGAAGGGAGCACCUCCACAGGAGACGGUGCUGAGGGUGAUAGCAUGGAGGGCAUCCCAGCUGCAUUCGGCAAUAUUCAGCACAAGGAGCUCUUCUUCAAGCUUGGAGAAGUUGAUGAGAAGCCAUCGUCCUCUUCAGCUCCGUCGGAGCACGGCACGUGGGGCGAGAAGGGUUCUCUGGCUCGCCUGUUGCGGCGCGAGGGCUUGGAGAUGCCGAUGGUGAGAGUCAACGAUCACAAAUUAAUGCGGCCCUGCCAGUACAGCAGUCUGACCGCUUUGGCGGCCCCCGGAGCCGCCGUGGUGCUGGCUGAUCCAAAAAUGGAGACCGUGUUUCUGAUCGUGGGAGCAGUUGGCUUUGCGGCUGCGUUUAUCGUGAAGUUCAUUCUGCCAGACCCAAAGGAUGAACCAGUGGACAUCGAAGCAGCAAAAGCCAGGCCUAGACCGGAGUGGGUGAUUCAGCGAGAUCUGAAGGAGGCCGAGGAGAUGAAGAAAUCCAAGGAGUUCAAGGAAAGGCAGAGGGGCCGUGGCAUGCGUGAGGGCAUCAUGCCUCGCUGA
Molecule: messenger RNA, 1407 nt
Organism: Symbiodinium sp. CCMP2592
Lineage: Eukaryota; Dinophyceae; Suessiales; Symbiodiniaceae
Source: the annotation of a GenBank genome assembly